Messenger RNA from Onychostruthus taczanowskii (white-rumped snowfinch), 3375 nucleotides. RefSeq names its product phosphoglycolate phosphatase (gene PGP). Gene Ontology annotation, molecular function: sn-glycerol 3-phosphatase activity. The transcript has 3 exons. The record is from RefSeq and is a predicted model, not a curated record. Gene Ontology annotation, cellular component: cytoplasm. Bases 1 to 1245 code for a protein of 414 amino acids. Lineage: Eukaryota; Metazoa; Chordata; Aves; Passeriformes; Passeridae.
AUGGCGGCUUUACGGCCGUGUCGUCAUAACAACGGGACGGGGCUCGGCGGGGAACGCGCCCGCCGCGCGGAGGUUCCGGGCGCCGGCGGGAGGUGUCGGGGCACGGUCCCUCCGCUGCCCCCGGUGAUGGCCGGACCCCGAGCCCCGGCGGAGCGGAGCCCGGGCGGUUCCCGACGAGUUACCGCGGAGUUGCCUAACGCGUUACCGAACGAGCCCCGGCGCGCCCUGGCCAAUAGCAGCGCUCGGGGGGCGGGCCCUCGCGCCGGGCGGCCAAUGAGAGCGCAGCGCGCCGGGCGCCAUCGGCGGCGACCGGGCGGCCCGCGGCGCUGCCGGCGGCUGGAGGGCGAGGCGGCGCGGGCCGUGCUCGCCAACGCCGACACGCUGCUCUUCGACUGCGACGGCGUCCUGUGGCGGGGCGAGGCGGCCGUGAGCGGCGCGGCGGAGGCGCUGGGCCGGCUGGCGGCGGCGGGCAAGCGGCUGUGCUACGUGACCAACAACAGCGGGCGGACGCGCGCGGCCUACACCGAGAAGCUGCGGCGCCUCGGCUUCCCGCCCGCCGAGCCCCGGCACAUCUUCAGCUCGGCCUUCUGCGCCGCCCGCUACCUGCGGCAGGCGCUGCCGCCCGGCGCCGCCGCCUACGUGCUGGGCAGCGCCGCGCUCGCCGCCGAGCUGGAGGCCGUGGGCAUCCCGCACCUCGGGCCCGGGCCCGCCGCCCUGCCCGGCCCCGCGCCCGCCGACUGGCUGCAGGCUCCGCUGGACCCCGCCGUGCGCGCCGUGCUGGUGGGCUUCGACGAGCACUUCAGCUACGCCAAGCUGUGCCAGGCGCUGCGGUACCUGCUGCGCGGCGGCCCCGAGUGCCUCCUGGUCGGCACCAACCGCGACCACCGGCUGCCGCUCGAGGGCGGCGCCGGCAUCCCCGGGACGGGGUGCCUGGUGAAGGCCGUGGAGACGGCGGCGCAGCGCGAGGCGUUCAUCGUGGGCAAGCCCAACCGCUUCAUGUUCGACUGCGUGGCCGGGGAGUUCCGGGUGGACCCCGCGCGCACCAUCAUGGUGGGGGACCGGCUGGACACGGACAUCCUGAUGGGCAACAGCUGCGGCCUCACCACGCUGCUCACCCUGACCGGGGUGACGGCGCUGGACGAGGUGCGGGGCCACCAGGACAGCGGCUGUCCCGCCAGGCACGGCCUGGUCCCUGACUACUACGUCGACAGCAUCGCCGACCUGCUCCCGGCCCUGGGGGAGUAACGGGGCCCGGGGGCGGCCCGGGCAGCGGCCCCGUGGCAGUAACGUGCACGCUAGGUGCUCCCGGGGUUAGAACCCUUAGCUUGUCUCCUCGCUGUCCUCUCGGUAUGGUUCUGUUUACAUCUCGGUCUGAAAUGCACUUUGAACAAAGGGGGCACUGCAGGGGCUGGGGCUUGCGGCUGCGUUUAGUUGUGAUGCAGCGCUGCAGUGCAGUUGUAAUGCAUUGAUGCAGUGCAGCUGUAAUGCAUGGAUGCAGUGCAGUUGUAUGCAUCGAUGCAGUGCUGUUGUGCAUCGAUGCAGUGCAGCUGUAAUGCAUCGCUGCAGUGCCAUUGUAGUGCAUCAAUGCAGUGCAGUUGUAGUGUAUUACUGCAGUGCAGCUGUAAUGCAUCCCUGCAGUGCAGCUGUAAUGCAUCCCUGCAGUGCAGCUGUAAUGCAUCACUGCAGUGCUGCUGUAGUGCAUCCCUGCAGUGCCGUUGUAAUGCAUCACUGCAGUGCUGCUGUAAUGCAUCCCUGCAGUGCUGUUGUAAUGCAUCACUGCAGUGCAGCUGUAAUGCAUCGCUGCAGUGCAGCUGUAAUGGUGGUGCUGCACGGCUCCUCUGCGCUGAGCUGGGGAGCUGGAGCUGCUUGGUCUGAGGGGAAGGAUCAUGUCCUGGCUCAGCCCGCUCUGUUCAGGGAAACGACUCUUGGGAUGUGCAGCAGCUCUGGUUGUGGUUGGAAACCCUUGUGGAGCUGGUGUCUGCCCUGUGGGUGACUCUUUUUCCCAGCUGGGGCCCUGGUGAGGGGCACAGCCCCACGUCAGGUCACACAAAUUCAUCUCCUUCGUUUGACCACUGCGCGUUGCACUUGUGAUGCAGAUCGGGGUGAUCCCACACAAUUGCAGGCCUUGGCUGCUGCACACAGUGUGUGUCCAAGGUCGAGAGUCUGUAAAGCACAUGUACACACUGGCACUCCCUGAGCAUAAAGUUAGAAUAUAUUUAAAUUAUAAAUAGAGUCUAUGAUAAUAUACCUUGUUUCCCAGGAGGGAGGAUGAGAGGAAUGUAUUUCACUGAUUUAAUUCUCCUAAACCGUUGCAUUUGGUAAUGCAGAGAGUCUGUAGCCACACAGGACUGUCCCUCAUUCCUGCUGCUGCUUCCCAAAAAUCCCUGGAUCAACGCAGACCAAGCUCCUGCCCUUCCCUCAGCAUCAACGAGCCGCUUGCCUUGGCUUUAGCUGCACAAUCCCAGUUCCUGCUCAGUCCGUGAUGGAUGUAGUGCCCAGGAGAGCUGUCCCCAGGGAGCCAGCCCUGUGGCUGCUGGCUGUGUGUGACAACAGCUCGUGCUUCCUUCCCAUCCCUGAGGUUCAGAUCUUCCACGUGUGCUGGCGGGGGCCGGGCACGGUGGGUGGUGAGGAGUGCUGGCUUGCUCAGGGAUGAUUCCUUUUGAUCUCCAGGUGGGAUUGGGCAAUGAGGGGCUCACCACAGGGUGGUUUUUGUGCUGCCCGAAUCCCACAGUGAAAGCUUUUGCAUUGCAGAAUUAAUUGAAAAUUAUAUAUGCAAAUAACACGCUUUUAUUGCAUAGAUUCCAGUAUCUCCAGUUCAAUUUAAGCACUGGUUUUCCUUCCUGUCCAGCUGAGGAGCUCGGGCAGUGCUGAUGCCAUUUCCUGCCUGGUAACUUGUCACCUUCUUUGUACAGCAAUAACCCUGCAGUCCAGAGGGUCUCUGUGUUCCCAGAGCACUGGCUGAACCUCUGGAAGACUGUUUGUCAUGUGGAGGUGUGGAAGAAGUGUGGAUAAUCUCUUCUGCAAAGUGCCAGAGGCAGAGCUGACCCUUGCUCUGGGUAACAUGGAGAUGGACAUUGUGGGCUCACUGCAGGCCGUGUCUGGUGUCACAGUGUGGGUUUGGAUUCAGUCUCUGUUUCUGGUGGUGCUUUUUGUGUCAGGAUGUGUCAGGAGAAGGCCAGCAGAGAGUCCAGCAUCCCUCAGGCAGUCUGUCCCUGCCGAGGGCUCUCGCUGGCAAGGGAGCCAUUGCCUGGGCUCAGGGAUGCUGGAAUGUGCUGGUGGCAGUGUCAAUCGUGCUUCAAAUCUCUGUUCUGACUUCCAAACAGUUCUUAAUCCUCUACUUGAAUUCCCAUUAAACUCUCAAACCUGCUCUCCCCA